Molecule: messenger RNA, 3660 nt
Organism: Peromyscus californicus insignis
Lineage: Eukaryota; Metazoa; Chordata; Mammalia; Rodentia; Cricetidae
Gene: Pum3
Product: pumilio RNA binding family member 3
Exons: 18
Coding region: 1577-3523 (648 amino acids)
Biological process (GO): regulation of translation
Cellular component (GO): nucleolus
Molecular function (GO): mRNA binding
Source: RefSeq, a predicted model, not a curated record
AGAUCCGCCUGCCUCUGCCUCCCGAGUGCUGGGAUUAAAGGCGUGCGCCACCACCGCCCGGCAAAGUAUUUUUUUAAGGGGAUUGCAGGAUAGCUUACUGAUAGGUUCAAGAUGACUGACACACAAAGAAGUAAAUAUCAGAUGCAAUGCUCAGGUUCUCUCUUUGAGCAGUAAAGUAGAUGAUACCCUGUUGGCUACGGUGAAAACGGACAGGGAGAGAAAGAUGGGCUGUCGUUGGGGUAGUUUGCAGUGGGAAUGCAGAGAAUUAAGUUUCAGACAUUAAGCAGAAGGUGCCAGUUAUAUGCAUAGUCAAAAGUGUCGAGUUGCCAGGCGGUGGUGGCGCAUGCCUUUAAUCCCAGCACUUGGGAGGCAGAGCCAGACAGAUCUCUGUGAGUUCGAGGCCAGUCUGGUCUACGGAGUUCCAGGAAAGGUGCAAAGUUACACAGAGAAACCCUGUCUCGAAAAAAAAAAAAGUGUCAAGUACACAGCUGUGAAGGUUUAGGACGUAAAACCUAAUUUGCUUGUGUUUGCAUUUGGGUUAGCCAUAAAUUAAUUUGAUAAUGAAGAAACUUGGCAAAUACUGCUUUAAGUGAUCAAGGUUAACUUCAGGAGCAAAUCAUGACUGCUACAAUCCUUUGGUGCUGUGAGAACAGUACUUCUUUGCUAACACACACCGGCCCAAGCAUAAACUUACUCUAAUGAUGAAAAUCUUAAUCCCGAAGGGGACAUAACCUGCAAAAUAGAGAGGAGACAUUGUGACUAAAUUAACUGUAUCUUGGAAUAGGAAAAAGGACGUGAAUGGGAAAGUUGACAUCAAAAUAUACCGUUAUACUAGUGUUAAUUUCUUAGUUUCAUUACAGUGUCAUAUGUUAACAAUGGGGAAGCUGGGUAAAUGAUCUAUAGGCUCUAUAUCUUUUUAACUCUUCUGUAAAACACAUUGUUUUAAAAUAAAAUAUGCAGACUUAAUAUGUAAAUAAAGGUAUGGUUAGAAACCUAUAUAUGAAGACCAGUGGCACAAUUGGUUAGCGUGUGGUACUUUCAUGAAACCUACAUGCAGACAUGCAAGUGUGACAAUAUCUUGCCAAGUGAUAAAAUGACUGUGCAAUUUAAAAUGCCCAGUAGGAAACUGAGUGGUUUCAGUGUUGCAAUUACAGGUACAUAUCACUAUAUUUUUAUGUAGUUCUAGGCAUUGAACCCAGGCCAUGUUCCAGUGUUUCCUGGAGAAAGUGGUCAACUACAUUUGGAAAGUUGUAUAUUUCAGUCUUUGUUUUCCAGUGGGUAGUUCAUAGUAGCAAAUUAAGGACUUAGAAAAUCUUCCCUUACUUGCUGACUAUUGCUGUGUAAUUUACUGUUUCUCAAAUACAUAUUAACCUGGAAUCCUGCCUUUUUUUUUUUUUUCCUUCCCAGGACAUUUCAGUGUCCUGAGGAAUUAAUCAUGCUUAGUUUUGUUUUGAUUUUUGAAACAGUAUCUUACUGUGUAUCCCAGACUGGCCUGCAGUUUAUGUUGCCAGAGUGUCCUUGAACUCACAGUGAUCCUUCUGCCUCAUUCUCUCAGAUCUAGGAUUACAGAAUUGCUAUGAUGGAAGUCAAAGAGAAGAAAAAAUUCACAGGAAAGAGUCCAAAAACAGCACAAGGAAAGACUAGAUUUCAUAAAAACAGUGAGUCUAGUUCUUCAAAAACAUUCCCAAGGAAAGUUGUUAAGGAAGGUGGGCCUCGAGUCGCAUCUAAGAACUUUCAGAAAGGUGCCACAAAACCUGGCAAAAAGGGUGUGAAGCAGUUCAAGAACAAGCCACCAGGGGGCAAAGGACCGAAGGACAAAUUCCAGAAGCCAAAUAAAUUCAACAAGAAGAGGAAAUUCCAGCCAGAUGGUAAAAGUGAUGAAUCAGCAGCCAAGAAACCCAAAUGGGAUGACUUCAAAAAGCAGAAGAAGGAGCUGAAGCAGAGCAGGCAGCUCAGUGAUAGGACCAACUAUGACAUCGUGGUUCGGGCAAAACACAUUUGGGAGAGCUUGCGGAGAAAAGACUGCGACAAAGAAAAAAGAGUGAAGCUGAUGAGUGAUUUGCAGAAGUUGAUUCAAGGGAAAAUUAAAACUAUUGCCUUUGCCCAUGACUCAACACGUGUGAUCCAGUGCUUCAUUCAGUAUGGGAAUGAAGAGCAGAGGAGGCAGGCCUUUGAAGAACUGCAAGGUGACCUGGUUGAACUAAGUAAAGCCAAAUAUUCGAGGAAUAUUGUCAAGAAAUUUCUCAUGUAUGGAAGUAAACCGCAGAUAGCAGAGAUCAUCCGAAGCUUCAAAGGUCACGUGAGGAAGAUGCUGCGGCACUCAGAGGCAUCGGCCAUCGUGGAGUAUGCGUACAAUGACAAAGCCAUUUUGGAACAGAGGAACAUGCUGACAGAGGAGCUCUAUGGGAACACGUUUCAGCUUUACAAGUCUGCAGAUCACCCCACUCUGGACAAAGUGCUGGAGGUGCAACCAGGAAAACUAGAGCUUAUUAUGGAUGAAAUGAAGCAGAUUCUGACUCCGAUGGCCCAGAAGGAAGCUGUGAUUAAGCACUCGCUGGUUCAUAAAGUAUUCUUGGACUUUUUUACCUAUGCACCCCCAAAACUUCGAUCAGAAUUAAUCGAAGCCAUCCGGGAAGCAGUGGUAUACCUGGCCCACACACACGAUGGCGCCAGAGUGGCCAUGCACUGCUUGUGGCAUGGUACCCCCAAGGACAGGAAAGUGAUCGUGAAAACAAUGAAGACAUACGUUGAAAAGGUGGCCAAUGGCCAGUACUCUCACUUGGUUUUGCUGGCAGCGUUUGACUGUAUUGAUGACACUAAGCUUGUGAAGCAGAUAAUCAUAUCAGAAAUCAUCAGUUCCUUACCCAGCAUAGUGAAUGACAAAUAUGGGAGGAAAGUCCUAUUGUACUUGCUGAGUCCCAGAGAUCCUGCCCACACCGUACGAGAAAUCAUCGAGCUCCUGCAGAAGGGUGAUGGCAAUGCACACAGUAAGAAAGACACGGCCAUCCGCCGGCGUGAGCUCUUGGAAUCCAUCUCUCCAGCUUUGCUAAACCACCUGCAAGGACAUGCUCAAGAGGUAGUGCUGGACAAGUCUGCAUGUGUGUUGGUAUCUGACAUCCUGGGAUCUGCUAUUGGAGACGUUCAGCCUGCCAUGGAUGCCAUCGCCAGUUUGGCCGCAGCAGAACUGCAUCCUGGUGGCAAGGACGGAGAGCUUCAUGUUGCCGAGCAUCCUGCAGGACAUCUGGUUCUCAAAUGGUUAAUAGAGCAAGAUAAAAAGAUGAAAGAAAAUGGAAGAGAAGGUUGUUUUGCAAAAACCCUUAUAGAGCAUGUUGGCAUGAAGAACCUCAAGUCCUGGGCCAGCAUCAAUCGGGGUGCCAUCAUUCUUUCCAGCCUUCUUCAGAGCUGUGACCAGGAAGUUGUAAACAAAGUCAAAGCUGGACUGAAAAGCCUGAUUCCGACAUUGGAAAAAACCAAAAGCACCAGCAGAGGAGUCGAAACUCUACUGGAAAAGCUGACUGCGUAGGCAUGCAGGAUGAGCAAGCUGGAACCUGCUGCUUCCCGUGGAGAUGAAGGGCGGAUCCACCGUACUCAUAACUGGACACUCUAUACAUGUAGCCUUUGUUCAAGGACCUAUUUAUAUAAAAUUGUUUCUAAAGGAGA